AUGCGUUGGUGUACUAUAAGGCACCUCUUCAGUAUAUCCACAGUAAUCCUUCUAGUCCGAGCAGGAUUAGAAUGUGAUCCAACUUCCAACAUCAAAAAGCCAGAUCCAGGAAAUCCUGAAUCCUAUUUAUACUGCAAUUUGGAAGGAUCUUUCUCUAAACGAAAAUGCGCUAGUGAUGACUUGUGUGGAGAGGGAAUCCCAUUAACAAUUCUGUCUGCACCGGUUACCUGCAAUCCUUCCAUCAGCAGCUGUCCAGAUGGAUACAGUUGUCAAUUUUACGAGCGCACCGGCUCUUCCUACUGUUGUCAGAACCCAACUCCAAUCGCCAAAAGUUCCCAUGACAAGAUUAAUUGCGGCGAAGGACGCGUUACAUACAUCGAGAUGGCUACUGGAAAACCACGUUCUUGUGUUCUCGACAGUGAUAACUCGUGUCCAACUGGAUUUGGAUGCACAUUGGUUGCCGGGACCACCACAAGAUGCUGCGCUAAAGAUAUGGGAUGUGCUAUCAACUCGGCUCCUCAACUAAGAGGAAGUAACCCAAUUGAAUGCUCGCCAACUGAUGGAAGUUCUUGUAAAGCAGGAUACGUUUGUAGCAAGAGCCAAUACUUGAACAAAUUCAUUUGCUGCUCAAAUCCGGAUGGUGAAAUUAUGGAGAUUUUCCCCUUUUUAGGAUCAUGUCCUGGAGGUGAAACGCCACUUGAAAACAUCCAAUGUUCUGCCACCAAGCCAUGCCCCAACGGAUUUUCUUGCAAUGACAAAAAAUGCUGCCCAUACGCUAGCGUCUGUCCAGCAGGUGCUCCAUUGAACAACGGGCCAAUGAAAUGCUCCGAGAAUGCACCAUGCCCAGAGGGCCACUCUUGUAUCAGUAACGCUGGAAUUCAAUACUGCUGCCCUGCCAAAGAGAAAGUUUGCUCCCUUCCAAGAAACGGUGGUGUUCAAUGUGCAUCGACAAUGAAAUCCUCAACACGUUACUACUUCGAUAUCGCUACUGCCACAUGCCGUUCUUUCAAAUUCACCCAAUGCGGAGGAAAUGCCAAUAACUUUGGAUCACUUGAAGAGUGCGAGGGAUUCUGUGUUGACACUCAGUGCCCCAACGGUCAAGCGCAUCGAGUUGGCGCAGUGAAUGCGAACUGUGCGCUUGCACAAGCGGACACUUGCCCAAAUCAGCACUUUUGCCAACUUCCGCUAUUUGGACCGAGCCCUAUUUGCUGCCCAACACCGGAAUUGACGUGCAACGAAAUGGUGUCCGCGGGGACUCCGUGCUUUGGGAGAGGAUUGACUAUUCAAAGAUAUUACUUCAAUCCUUCUACUCAAAAAUGCCAACCAUUCCACUACUACGGAUGUAACGGAAACGGAAACAAUUUCGAGACCAUUGACCAAUGCCAGAAUUUCUGCCUUCACAGUGCUGAUAAUGCUUGCGACGGUCUUGUUCCUCUUAAAAACCCAAACAGUGAGCUCCAAAGAUGCAGUGAAGAAGACCCAUGUCCUGCUGGAUACGAAUGCAACGAUUCCGCUUUCUGUUGUCCUACUUCUGAAAACGCCUGUAACGCAAAUAUGUCAAGAGGAAACGGAGCAAGGGAUCCACUCAACGAAGCAUGUGGUUUUAUGAUAAGUCGAAGAAGAAGUGCUCCCAAUUUAUUCACCAACAAAAUUGCUUGCACCGAGUCUUGCGUCCAAUCCAGUGCUUUCGGUCUCUGCCCACGCGGAAUGAAUCCGUUCACAGAAGAAGGAGAGAUCACUCCUAAAACUUGCACAUUGAAUGUUAGAGCCACUUGUCCUAGUGGAGCAUCUUGUGUUAAGUCUUCCACAAAUCAGCCAAUCUGCUGUAAAGCGGUAACUGCUUGUCCAAACAACCGUAUUCCAUAUAACAUCCCUGGAACCAAUUCAGUCGUUGCCUGUAGCAUCGAACGAGACGAUUGUCCAGAAGACUUCCAAUGCCUCGAAUCUGCAACCGCUCCAGGAUUCCACAUGUGCUGCUCAGGACCACUUCCUUCUUCCCAACGACCAGUCCGCCCGCUACCACCACCACCAGCUCAUAAAACGAGAAGACCUUUCGAGCCAGACAGUUUUGCUGAGCUUCUCUCCAAUAUUUCUCCAUGCCCACCACAACUCCUCAGCAGUGGACAAUCCUGCACAGUCAACCAGAUUGGCGACUGCCCAAAAAACCAUAUAUGCUUCAGAGAUGUCGGAUUCAAGCAAGGAUCGUGCUGCAGAACCACUCCACCGAAGUGUAGUCAAAAGGGUUACGUUCCAAUUUUCCUCGACAAAACUCAAGUUCAAGUUUGCCAAGUGGAUAUUGACGGAUGUCCAGAAGAUUCCAAAUGUAUGACAUCGAGUGUGGCGAAACUCGCCAUCUGCUGCCAAAAAUAUCAGCCACCAAGCCCGAACAACCGUCCAACGAACAACAAUAACCGUGGAGUCAAUCAAGGAUCAGCCACAAACAACAACCACAACAACAACAAAGAAGCAAUGUGUGCAAACGGCGAGACACCGUUCCGUGGUCUAGACAACAAAUUCCAAGAGUGCAACUUUGUGCACAACACUUGCCCAUCGGGAUACCAAUGCGAGUUUUCUUCUACAGGUCAAGCUGUCUGCUGCACGAACAGCAAUGUGAUCAGAUGUCCAGCAGGUUCUUCGGUGUUUGAGUACGGAGGAAGACCAUUGGCGUGCCCAGCUGGAAGCAACAAGUGUCCACAGGGAUAUAGCUGUAUGCCAUCCACAAAUCCUCAACACCAUCUCUGCUGCUCUUCUGGUACUGGAAUGGGAAUGUCUCAACCUCAAUGCCUUCGUGGUGUUGCCUACGUGAAUCCUGCCACCAAUCAAAGACAAUUCUGUUCUCCAAUGCGUGCUGACUGUCCAGCUGGCUACACUUGCUUCGAAUCUGACCAAUCUUCUCAAUUCAUCUGCUGCACCCAUGGAGAUCUCAGCGACAGAUUUCAAGGAUUCUGUCCACCCCGCCAGAUUCCAUAUAUCUCAAGAGACGGAUUCCCUCCAACUUGUCACAUGCAACUCUCUCCAUGCCCAACUACAGCACCAUAUGUAUGUAUCUAUUCUCCAGAAAAGCAAGACUCUUACUGUUGCGCUCCAAUUGACACCGCAGUUCAUGUUGUGAACCCUGAUAGAGGCUACGCAUCGCCAGCAAAAAAUGUGGACCUUCUCGAAACCCCAGAACAACCAUCCUCGAAUUUUCCAGGAAUGACACAAACAUUCCUUGGAGGACCAAUUGCACCAGGAAUGGGACCUGUGGCCAUGCCAGAUCCAAUUCCAGGAGUUGAUAACGCCAGAAUCUUGCCACCAGCACUAGCUCAAGCCGAGAUGGAGAAAAAGAUUCGUGAGCAAUUCGCAAAUAAACAGAAUCAAAACUCGGAGAACAAUUUUGGAAACUUUGACAACAACAAUGGAAAUCAUAAUGGAGAGAAUAAUAAUUUUGGAAACAAUGGAAAUAACAACUUCAACUUGGGAUCCGGUGUUGCCUUUAACAACCAGGCAUCUCAAAGUGGAUGUCCUCUUGGAUCGCGCCCACUGAUCGGAUUCAACCAACAAAUCACCGAAUGCUCCCAGCAACCAUGUCCAGACGGUUUCUCAUGUGUCUUUGCUGAAAAGGACAACAGGUUCCAGUGUUGCUCAUCAGUUUCUAUCAUGCUAGCUGUUAACAAGCCUGUUAACAAACAAACAACACCAUCUCCCAAUGGUCAAAUUGAGUGUCCGCCAGGAUUCUUCAAUAUGGAUGGAAAGUGUCUUAAGAUCCUCUUUGCUGGACAAAAGGGUUGUAUCUCGGAUGAGCAAUGUAGUGCUCGUGAAGCAAACUCCACAUGUGACAACGGUUACUGUAUCUGCCCAACUAGCAAACCACUGGUCCAUGGAGGAAAGUGUAUCGCCUCGUGUCCAGAGGGAUUCGCAAAUAUUGCUGGAAGAUGUUAUGACCCUACGACAGUUAUCUUCAUGGACUCUGUAGAUGAGAGAAAGAAUGGAACGAUAGGUGGCUAUUGCUUGGAGACCCUAAUUGAGGAAAAACGAUGCCUAGUGCAGAACAGUUACUGCUCAGAGAAGACAGUGACCUGUACUUGCCAGCUGGGUUACGAGUUGGAGAUGAAUUUCGAGGAUAAGGAUGACAAGGGAAUGUGCAAGAAGAAUAGUGACUCCAAAUACCAUGACUUGAAGGCAACGACAGCUUCUCCAUUUGACGAUGAGCUGUAUUUCAUUGAUAUCAGCUCAAUGAAUCACGAGAGCCCACUGAACGACACUGGUGUAGAGAAUGAGGACCUGAACAAGUACCUGUUCCAGUCCGACGAGAUGAUUCCAGUUUUCGCUUAA
Messenger RNA from Caenorhabditis briggsae, 4314 nucleotides. Gene Ontology annotation, molecular function: serine-type endopeptidase inhibitor activity. The transcript is spliced from 12 exons. Bases 1 to 4314 code for a protein of 1437 amino acids. The record is from RefSeq and is a predicted model, not a curated record. Lineage: Eukaryota; Metazoa; Nematoda; Chromadorea; Rhabditida; Rhabditidae.